Messenger RNA from Neospora caninum, 4461 nucleotides. RefSeq lists its product as hypothetical. The record is from RefSeq and is a predicted model, not a curated record. The coding region runs from base 1 to 4461 and encodes 1486 amino acids. Lineage: Eukaryota; Apicomplexa; Conoidasida; Eucoccidiorida; Sarcocystidae. The transcript has a single exon.
AUGGAGCCGUCAGAACAGAAUGGCAGCGAACAAGUUCGCGAUGAAACGCCUCCGGUCGCGUCCCUGCCGCCAGCUGCGGGCGCCAGCCACGACGAACGGCCCUCCCAGCUGCAAGAGCCCAAACAAGGGCGAACCGCCUCCCACCUUCGCUCUUCACCCUCUGCUCUUUUGCGGCUUCCCGGUGACACCACAAGCGUAGACAAUCGAACACUGGGUCGCGAAGGAAGAGUUGCCGACGCCGACGUGCCGCUCUUUGAUGAGAAGAGCCAGCGCUUCUCCAGACACGCGAACGCACGCCUGUCCCUCGGCAAGAAUGCGAUAACACCGGCAACUCAACUCCCCGCUGAAUGGAUGCAGGCGUCUGUCUCUCGAAGCGCUCUUGACCGUAGGCAGCAGGGAACGGCUACUCCACCUGAAAGUGUACACAGCAGGGAGGAUCCCGAGGCGACAUACAGAGUUAUCGCACCGGGAUCGUCUCUGCAGGACAGCCUAGGACGAAGAGAACACAGGCACCGCAGUCGGGUAAGCAGACGCAGGCCUCUGCAUCUCCACGCUCUGGUUGUGCUGGCAACGCUCCUCAUGUCCGCCGCCGUGGUUUUUCGGACCGUCCGGAGGUGUUUUCCGCCGCGGAGCUCGCCACCCGCCGUGAAGGGCACAGGGGAGUUCCUGACCAGCUCGACAAAUGCGUUUCUCGGAUCCGGGACCGGAGGGGGACCAGCAGUUGCGCAGGGAAGUCGCUACCGACGCCUCGCUUCUCGAGAUACCAGUUCUGCAGCCGGCUCCGGCGAACAGCCAGGUGCUCACGGAGAGGUCACAAACGCCGGCGACUUUGAUCCUGCCUGCGUCGUGGAGAGUCUCUUGGACACUGGCAAGGAGAGCGGGGAGACAUCGGGGGACCGAGGGAGCGCAGGGGCCGACCAGCCCGUCACUUCCGAGCAAGUCGGCGUGGCUUUACAGAAACUGGGCAAUGCUUUGAAAAUCCUGGAAGUGGCAAGUGACAUGAUAAAGGAUUUCGACGAGUCUCUGCCCUGUGGUUUUCCACGCCGGGAUGCUGGCGCAUGGGUCGACCGCGCCCGUUCCUCUUUGCUAGAACAGUCGACCGCCCUCCAGGCCUUUCAGGCAGGCCUCAGUCGAGAAGAUCUCAAGCGGGCCGCUGGGGCGCGGGGAUCCUCCAGCGACAGUGGAGAGCAGGAGCCGCCGCCGGCGCCCCCCUCUGACCUUUUCUACGGGGAAACAGCGCACGGAUCGGAUGGGAGCGAGGGAGACACAGACGGUACUCCUGCUUCGCUUGGACCCGGACCAGCAGCCGAGUCGGCAGCCGGUCCGGUGGGCGCGUCCCAUACCCAGCCCCAACAAGAAGCUGGCCGGGGAGGCGUCGAGCAGGCCGCCCCCCCACAGACCAAGCCUAUACGUGCUCCGCCCGGACUGUCGAAGCUUCCGUACUCGACGCAUCGUGCCGGUCAACCGGAGAUAACGCUUCCAGCGCCGCCUCCGCAUCUUCCUGUACCGAUUGGCAGCGAGGUUUUCUCCCAGGGAUUGAGCGGCUGGGCUAUGGUGGAUCCGAGCACUCCGCCGAGUCCCAUAUCACCCCCCCAUCCAGGAUUUCGGAUGCCGUCUGGGGCUUCUAUUCCGCAGGCGCUUCAGCUGCCGUCGGGAUUUCCUGUGCCGCAGGGGACUCCACCGGGUGUUUCGUAUUUGUCGGAAUCUUUUUCAUCUCAUUCCAGCGGGGAUCGGGCAUUUCCCCCAAGUGGACAAAGCGAUCCUCUACAGGCGAGCGGUGCGCCCAUGGCCACCCACAGCGCGGCUUCUGGUUCUUCGCUGUCGGUCGAACCGACACCACGUCCUGAAGGAACAACUUGGUUUGAUCUUCUCUUCCGAAGUCAGGCUGGCUGGCUCAGCGCAGUUGGUUCGUCGCAUGCAGCGUCUUCAGAUGGCGACGCGUCACACGGCACCGGAAGUCGCAGCCGUCAACAGGACGAUUCGAGGUCUGUCAGAGAACCGUCCACCACAGCCAUCGAAACCCUAUUCUUCGGCAAAGCUUCAGGAUCGUCAGGACACCGUCCUUCCCGCUCCUACGCUGAUGCCGCAAAAACUGUGGUGGCUGAGGACGGUACAGUUGGUCCUUCGUUCCCCAAGCCUAGAGGAACAAAGGGUGAGGCACACCCUCUCUCACCGCCAGGCCUACAGACAGGGGAGUCCAAAGCUGGUGGGACCGGUGAACGACGUUCGCCAAAAGGCGGGGCGUCACGUCCAGAGAGGAAACCGCUGUCCUCGGGUCAGGAAGGCGCGCGUGGCGAGCCGUCCCGUGGGGACACCGAGGGUAGGGAACCGGCGCCGCAGAAGGAAGAAGACGCGGAGAGGAAGGGUUUUUUCGACACGAAGUCGCGGGCCGGUGCUGGCGUACAGUCUGCCGGGGAGCCAGGAACGGAUGGGACGCCUGCAGCUAGCUUCGUGAGUCGAGACGCCGGCGACAGUGCGGCGUCUAAGGGGUCGGUAUCGUCGAAAAAGGGAAAAGGGGAAGGGAAGAGAAAGCAACAGCCAAAGCAGGUCGGCGCACCGACUGGCCGCAGGAGCUCGGGCGGCCUCAGCGCCACGGUGGACGUUGCUGUGGGCGAACGCACUGCCAAGGCGGCAGAGAGAUCCGCAGGUCUUGCCGGCCAACCUGAAGAGACGCAAAAAGAUCGAGAGACAAAAGAGUCAUCGAAGCGCAAGAAAGGCAAAAAGGCGGCCUCGCCUCCCUCGGAUCAAGGGGGCUCUGGAUCCGGUGGCGACGGGUCAGCGCAUGCAGGAGGGCCUAGCGCGGGUGGAGGAGACCCGCCAGAGAAACGAGGAGACGGGAAAGACGGCCCAGGUGAGGGGGGUGCGGGACGGGGCGACGGGGAAGAAGAGGAGGAAGAGGAGAAAAGGGAGGAAGAAGAGGAAGAAGAAGAAGAAGAAGAGGAAGAGGAGACAGAGAAAGAAGGCGGGGCAGAAAAGAAGGACGAUGGCAGCGACAGCGGCGGAGGUGGUUCACCAAGAAUUGGCGACCCCGCAGAAGAAGCAGACGAAGCAGAAGAAGCAGACGAAGCUCCUUCAACCGACCAGCAAGGUGGCGGGCAAGCGCGGGAGGGUCAGAGUCCCGCGCCCUCAGCGGAAGACGCGGUCGGCUCGCCAGGGGAGGAUGCGUCUUCGGCCGGCCCUCGUCGGGACCUAGGAGCUAGACCAAAGGAGGGCGUGUCGCGGAGCCGCAAACACGGGAAGAAACGAAAAGACAAAGGCAGGGAGCGUCCAGAAACAGCCACUGUGCGCUGGAACCUACAGGACUUCCUUGAUGACCCAUCGCGGAUGCGCGAUGUUGUAAGACAAAAAUCUGAACUCCAGAUGGCCAGUGUGAACAUAGAGAGCGCCGCCGACGUCCUCCCGUUGUGGCAGCACAGAUGUGAGGCUGCAAAGAAUUUUUUGUGCAAGCGUGACAUCUUCGGAGUGGUAGAGUCUGCUCUACCCGACCUUGAAUCUGACUUGGAUGCAGAACUUGAUGCGUUGGUAGAAAUCUAUGACGUCCUCCGUUCCGCCUCGCUUUUGGCUAGAAGUCACGGCAUAGUCUCCAGCUCUAUGCUGACGUCGGCACGGGUCGUCGAAGACGGGCCAGAGCUGCCAGUACCCCACUGGGGGCGCGAGCCGAUAGACCCGCGGGCUCCCACCGAGAUUCGGCUUCUUCAACAAGUCUGCCAGCUGUCCGACGAGAUUCUGACGAGAGAAGAGCUUCUGGAAAAAGCAUACUACGCGAUUCUGGAAGUGUACAGUCAAGUUAAGUACAUGUUUGACUGUGGCCGGAAAAUGCCCGCUGCUCGGAAGAAAGUCGUGGAGUUGAUUGAAGUGCCCGCGCCCCCAGAAGCCCUACUAUAUUUCAAGAAAGAGCUUCUCGGGGAAACACCAGACGAAGGAGAAUCUACAAGCACAGACGGUGCCAAGGCCGUGACAUCGGAGGGCGAGGGCGAAUCGCACCAGGACGAGUUGACGCGUCUCCAGAUGCGUACAGAGGUUUUAGCGUAUCACGAUGUGAUGAGAAGCACCGCUGUCGAGAUCAGAUCGCAGGUACACACAUACUUCAAUGUUUUUACACGGGUAAGGACAACGGUUAGCGUUCAAAACCGGGACGCCGACGUGGCGCAGCAAAUGAUUGCAUCCGCAGGAGCCUUCGUGAUGGCUUGCUCGCAGAUGCUUCAGCUCAUCAAGCAUGAUUGUGGGUUUGGGGAGCACCAACCCUCAGACCCAGAUUUUGCAGCAACGUACGACGUUUUACAAGGAGCUGUUGAACAGGUGGCUGCACUCGCAAAGAGGUUGAGAGAACAUUAUGGCAGAACUCUUGCGACGCUCCUGGUUCUUGAUGCUUUAGAACAAGACAAGAAAGACGCUGAAGCCCAAGUCGCAGCAGCGAAAGAAAAAGCGGCAUCAAAGAAGGGGCGCAGGUCUAGGAAAUAA